Molecule: messenger RNA, 1179 nt
Organism: Oldenlandia corymbosa var. corymbosa
Lineage: Eukaryota; Viridiplantae; Streptophyta; Magnoliopsida; Gentianales; Rubiaceae
Source: the annotation of a GenBank genome assembly
CUGUUAAUUAACUUUUAUAUCGCCUUCAAUCUGGUAGAGUACCAAAAUUCGAUCCAAAUUCCAAAUACAGGGCCCAUUUUCUACUUUAGUGCCGAUAUUACCAGACAUGGUAACUUCAAAAGAUUGCUGAUGCAAAAUUAGGGCCUCCAUGAUUUCAGGUUCAUCUUAUCUUCAGUGAACUUUUCUGGGACAAAAAAAGAAAAAAGAAAUGUUAAUUAGCUGUAAAGGCCAGGGAGGAAGAAUAAUUUAAAGAGGAUGUACUGUUGAUUAUAUGAUCAAUCAAACUCAAAUAAAAGCAGAGCCAAUGAUCAUUAGACAACUAAAAGAGGCAAUUUAUAAUGUCAGUUAUAUCAAACGCUUCUUUUCUGUAAUUAAAAUUUGGCAUAAAUUGAGGUUUGGAGUGAGAGUUGGGCUGCUAUGGAUUUCAUCACCAAAAGACGGAUCCGGUGAAGUAAUUUUGUGGGAUUUUGCGGAAGAGACGAUUCGUUUGGCGAUGCGGAGGGCCAUUGGCGGAUGGUUUUCCAUGCCAUGCCUGAAAUCAAGAAAAUCGAACGACCGAAAUGUGCCGGAGAAAUCUCCCCGGAAAAGAAAUUCAGCUUCAAAAUCAGGUGCGGGAAAGAGAAACAGGGGAAAUAACGUCGCGACGGGGGGUGAGCACCAUGGUCAUAAUAACUCUGCAACCGCCACUCAUAGUACGGCGACAUGCAACGACGCCGUCGGCAUGGCGGCACUGGUCGUCGCCGCCAGUCAUGUAUCUGAAUUCGGCGGCAGUGCGUGCGGAGGCAGUUCACAUGGCGGCGAUGGAGGCGGGGGAUGAUUUGAGGUUUAGGAAAUUAAUUCACUACUUCUUCGUCAGUCUCUCAACGCUGUUCUUUGCUGGUUUUAAAUAGCCCUACAGUAAUUUUAAUGUAACAGAAAGUGAUGUGGCUGUUGCUUCACUAGUUCACUGUAAUGUUCUGAAAUUUGGGAAUGAAGAAAGACAAUGAUGCUUUGAUUGUUGUUGUACCAAGCCUAUCACAAUUUUAAUUAAAUAUAUAUUCUCUGUCUCAAAAUGAUUACUAUUAAAAAUAACCUACAUAUUAUUCAACCUUACUUCAAUCGUAUUACAAUAAUGAGUAAAUUCUAGUUAAGCUGCAUAAUGGGACACCGAAGAAUAUAUGCUUUUGAAUUAUGAAAAAU